Messenger RNA from Drosophila eugracilis, 5841 nucleotides. RefSeq lists its product as uncharacterized. The transcript is spliced from 12 exons. The record is from RefSeq and is a predicted model, not a curated record. The coding region runs from base 977 to 5137 and encodes 1386 amino acids. NCBI's taxonomy places the organism in Eukaryota, Metazoa, Arthropoda, Insecta, Diptera, Drosophilidae.
GUUUUACAGUAGGUCAUGAAAAUUCUCAUAUUCAUACAAAUUCAAUUUAAUUUGGUAUAAAAUCUCGUUUAUUUAAGUACCUUAUAUCAUAAAAAGUGCGACUAUUUAAAAGUUACUUUAUUAAAAUAAUAAUAAAUAACAAAAAAAAGUUAUAUUUUUAUAUACCAAAUAGUCUACAAACUAACUAAAAUCGCUUUUACUUACAAAAAUACAUAAGUCUCCAUACAUUUGUCUUCUGCCAUGGUUCAUAUCCCAACUAAGCACCACCAAAACCGCUAGAUGGCGCCAGACUAAGCCACCCCCGACUUUAGACCAUUUUCUGCGGAACAGCCACUUGUUUUCCCUUUUUUGCGCAUGAGCAAACACCGGGAAACUCUCAUUCUCUCUCCGUUUAUUUUUCAUUUUCUCCCCUUGUGGUCAAGCAAAAGAGACUGUAACGACCAGACCCACCACAAGAAGACAUUCGCUCCGUGAGAAUUUUCAGCACGCCAUUCAAUUUUCCGUUGCCGUGCUUUCACAAGUGAAAAAUCGUCGCCACUCUGUCGCAGCAGAAAAAAACUGAGCAAAACUAUAAAAAACAACAAAAAACUAACAACAAAUACCAAAAAAAAGAAAACCAGGAAGACAAUUUAAACUAAGAUUGUGAGAAAAUUUUGUAAAGGAAAAAGUUUGCAUAACGUGAGGCGUGAAAAGUGCGAGCAGAUUGCAAAGGAUUUUUCCAGCAAGCCGUUAGAUUUUCAAGGACCCCCGUGUGGGUGUACUGGCAGGUACUCGCUGUGUAUCUGUGUGCGGCUCAAGUGCAAUUAUAAAUGGCGUAAUUUGUGCGCCUUGGCGGCCGUGUCAUGAACAUAGCCAUACUGCAUCCUAAAGUGGAUAUAUUCGACUCCAAAAUCAAGACGACUCCCCGGGGAGAUAGCAAACGGACGGAGGCUCGCCGGAAUAGCGAGUUCCUCUGCCUCUGUCGACGACCUGCAAAAUGGAUGAAUGCGACAACCCCGUCGUCGUUUCUUUAGAAAAAUUCGCAUCACACCAGCUUAACGAGGAGGGGGUCGCCGAACCGAGUGCGGAAAAUUCCGAUCAGGAGCAACAAAUAAGUCACAAAGAGCCGAAGAACAUCGAUGAUAAGGAUACGCUCCUAGACCAGGAACUUCAGCAAUCAUCAGUUGAGGAGGACGCAGCAAACGACGCGGAAGUCGAGGCAGUCAUCAUGGGACAGGCGGAGAGCAAGAAACAGGGCAGCAAGUCAAGUCGCCGCAACCACAAUGGCAACGGAAAUAGUAAUGGCAAUCCCUCAGAGGCGAUGGAUCAGAAUCAGACGGUGCACACCAAAGGCACAGCCAUGUCGUUUGGUUUCCGCAAAAAGCUCAAUGGGACGCCCAAGAAGUUCAAGAAACUCCUGGAAGGUGGGGACAAAAGUGCAAAUCGCACAGACACAAAGGACGACAACGGGAAUGCAGCUGUUCCCGUUCACUUUGAGAAAGUAGGCGCCGCCGCUGUCCAGAAGACCGGCACUUUGGCGACAGGUGCGGCUGGCGGUGGACGUUUUGGCUAUCGUGGGGCGGUGCCACGCCCCGCAUCUGCGGGCCUAACUGCGCCCAGCGAAGAAUCUGAAACGGAAUCGACAGUCCAAAAUGCCCAGAACAACAACAAUAAUAAUAGUAGCGGAACGGGAAGUGGUCCGGUGUUGGUGAGCAAUUUGAAACGACGCUCCAAGAGCGCACACGCCGGACGAUCCGGCGAUGGGGAGCCGAAAAUAGCCCAACCUAAAACUCUGACGUUCAACCUGAAUCAGAACACCACCAUCGAGUAUCAGAGGCGGCAGUUCUUUGGUGAGAUAGCGGACGAAACGUCGGGUUCGGGAUCCGGAUUCGGGUCGGGAUCGAGAGCAAUGCAGCCGAGAUAUAACUACAACAAUCUGGCCAGCAUGCAUGCCAAUGUCAUAGUUCGCCCCACACCGCGACCCACUCCAGCGAGUUAUGCGAAGUUCACAUUGCAGACAGUGAGCCUGCCUAGGCCAGAGUACCCGGUGGCCAUCAGUUUGACAGCCACGACACCGACCACGCCUAGCAGCAGUGUACAGUCACCGGUGCCUGCCCAUUCGACCGGUGCAAGGGCCAAGGACAUCUCUACCAGCUCACGACAGCAUCCUCUGACCUCAGUGCAUGUCCAACCACAGUCAAGACAUCUUGACCAGAAGAGCGUUAAGCAGCUGACGAAUAACUCCACACGUCGAGGAUUCUCAGGAAGUCGAGAGAUUAGUGCAGAUUCCGGAAUAGCUAGCAUGGACAUGGCAUUAGACAGCAGUUCGGGCAGCUCAGUGGGUUCCAAGAGAAGUCGCAGCCGGCCCAGAAACCUCAAGAUGGUGAUGAGUGGACGACACACUUUCGAGGUUCGCGAUGCCGAUGAUCCGCCCUCCAGUGAAUCAAAUUCUUUUGUGGAACCACUGGCACUUCCAAAACUACCCACUGAUGGAAGUCAGAGUAUUCCUCUUCCAUUAUUGGGUUUGGUACGAUCCAAUACGGUGUUGAGUCGGGAAAGUUACGAAAGACGUCAAGCGGAAACCCCUGGAGCCCAGGAUCAACAGGAUCAGGAACCAGAGAAACCCAAGAUAAGUGGCUCCGACGAGAGCGAGAGUGUGGACGAGGAAAAGCUUUAUCUGGAUUCGUCCACCUCCGAGAAGAGUGCCAAACAUCAGAGCCAGUCCUCGGUGGCCUCCACUUGGCGCCUGCAGGCUGGAGAAUCUCUGGCAGCUCAGGAUUGCAGCAGCAUGAGCAUGAGCAUCAGUAGUGAUACCCAGGCUCCUGAGAAUCCCAGGGAUAAUGAGAAGGAGGAGGACAUGUCCUUGGGUUUGGAUGAGAUCAGCCUGAUCAACACCGAUAUGCAGUUUAGUACAAUCUCUUCAAUGACGGAAACUCCACCCAAACUGGGUCAGGAGCCUAUGCUCAAUCUUCAUCUGGUGGACAAUCGGGAGGCAGGCACCUCGCGUCCCCGUUCCUUCAACAAUGCUCUCAAUGAAUCCAAAUUUGCCGAGCUGGCUUUGGCCAGUAGUAGUUGCCUCCUGUUGGAUGAUGAGACUUCUCCCACAGAUAGUUUGGUCAGCAGCACCGAAGAUUCCGAAGAGGCAGGUGGCAAGCUGCAAAAGCACAAGUUAAAUGAGGAACGGCAACAGAAAGAUAUUGAUGACAUCGAUAUAGAUGAUAUUUCGCCGGUUCUUGAACUGGAUUUAGAUCCUCCAGGCAGUCGCAGCCCCAUAUCACCUGGCACUCCAACUCACGCCUCACAUUCACUUUCCUUGGGCUCGGAUUGUGGAAAUCUCAUAGAUGAUGAGAUCGCAGAUCAGCCAGCUUUGCUGUGCAAUAGCGAAGCCCAUGAGGUGGCAACGGAUACACCUACUUUAAUGGAAACGCUGACCCACACCCAAACAGGAUCUCUGCGAUCCUUAAAGAGUCAGUCCAAGGCUCGCACCGCGCUUCAACAGGCCAUUGAGUUGAGUUUGAGAACUCCGGCAGCGGUGCGAAAGGCAGUCAUGGAUCGAGCUGAAUCUUUGGAUACUCUUUCCCCCUGUGAAUCCAUUUGCUCUGAUGAUCUAAUGAUGGAUUUCGAUAUGAACAGCAGUGUGGACUCUAUCGAUCAUAUGACAAAUGCCACGGGACGCAGUCGCAGUGGUUCCGAUCUUCACAGGAUUGGCAGUGGUGGGCAGGAUAUUGAUCCUAUACAGGCGGAGACCGAGGCGGAACUUCUCUCGGAGUUGGAGCGCAAAGGAAGCGAUGUGAUGAAGGAGCUCAAUACUUUGUUGCGUGGAAGAAGGCAGCGUGGAGGACCAAGGGAGAGAAUAAGCGCCCAGUUGCCAGCCCGUGCCACCAGAUUGCUGAACCGGUCGCGUCUUCAGGACCAACAUCUCACCGGGAACGAUUCGGAUAAUAGCUUGAGGUCCACCCACAGCGGCGGAGCUUCGGCGGCCGCUGCUGCCCGAAAAAGAAGCACGGCCAACUCAAGGACAUCGUCCGGCUCCACGGCCAGUCUGCCUCGUCAGCGUCAUCUGCAGCAGCAGCACCUUGGCUUGGGUGGCAGCUCUGGAGGAGGAGGAACUGCAUCCGGAGCAUCCGGCAAUAGGUGUGGAGGCGAGCUGCACAGCUCGUCGGACGAUCUAAUGUUAUAUGACAAGUCCUUCCGCAAUGCCAUGAUCCAGGAUGUGCUGCAGUUUAAGAAGCAGCUGCUCCGACUGCGGCGAAUACUCCAGGAGGAGCCAGAUUUUGAUUUGAUGCGGACGGAAACACUCAAUCCUUUCGAGAACGACAACGUUCAGCUGUUUGCCGCCUGCGGAUUGGAUAGCAAACAGCUGAAUGACAUCGAUCUGGCCAGUCUAACCUCGUCCACAACGGAGGACCCGCUCCAGGAGCUAUCGGAUCUACGUAGACAGGGUCAAGUGGACGAUCGUGAUCGCACCAUUCGCCUGCAGCGUGAUCUCAUCGAGCAAUUGGAGGCCGAGAAGAGGCAGAAGGCUUCGAAUGGAUCUGGUGGAGAACCGGGCAAGGAGCUCAUCAGCAUGGCCACCCAAACGGAGCGGACACGACCACUUGCCAUUGGUGCGGAGGGUUUGUCCAGAAGUAAGCCCGAAUAUACCAGUUAUACCACGCACUUUCCGACGCUCCACUUGCACGACUCUACGCUGGCAGCCACCACGAUCAUUCGCCACCACCAGAGCAACCACAACCAGCAGCAACAGCAGCAGGAGAAAUCCUGCCCAGCUCUCAGCCAGACCCGCCGGCAUACUAUCAUCUCAACAACGCUGACCAACUAUAAUCAACAGCUGGCGGCGGCAGCUUUUCCUGAUACCCCCAGACGCUCAUCCAUUGGAUGGGAUACGACUCCGACUACGCCCAAUGGCAACGCCUAUAAGCCCGUGAGGAUUACGCUAAUCGGGGAGGCACUGCCCCUGCAGAAUAAGUCAUCAACCGGAUCGCUAUCUUCGUCAUCGUCCUCCUCCUCAUCAACAUCGUCGUUAACCCAAAAUCCAAAUGUGGUCAAAAUGCGGUAUCCCAAUGGCUGUCAGAGUGUUAAGAACGGAUCGAGUGCCCAUUAUCAGCCGUUGUACAACAGCAACAAGAUGACAAACCCAACCGUAACUAUAGUCUGAUUUAGAUACCAGUUUUCAGUUAAACAAACCAUCUAAUUUGCCGUCGCAAGUCUUCUGGGAAAUGCUCUAAAAUAGAACAAAAAUUAAACAGAAUCCACAAUUGUGAAAAUAGACCUAGUACAAGAUCUUAAUGUAAUGUAAGCGAUUUACUUAUAUUUGCAUCUUAGCCAAGAGCUCUUGAUAAAACCGUUUAGUAAAAUAUUUGCAUGUAAGGAAUGUACUUUAAAUAUCUCAAUAAAUAUAUAUGUAUAUCCAUUGCUUCAAUAUAAUGUUUAACUAAAUUUAUGCGUCUUUUUCUGGCUUAGUUUUGGCUUCCAAAUAAUAUUUUGUUAGCCAGAUAUAUAAUAUCCGCCAAUCUGAACAUCUUCAAGAGCCUCCAAAAUGAAUUACCCAUUAGCACAGGAGUUAUAUACUCCUCAUAAAUGUAUAAUCUAAUAUUAGAUUCUAGAUAAUUUUUGAUUGUUACUUGUUUUUUCGCCUAAGUUUUAGUCUAAGUUAGUGAGUUUUUCUUGGUUUAAUUUGUAAUCCUGUAAUUUGUAUAAUAUGAGCUAUGAUAACUAUCUUAAACCACUUUCGCUGAACGAGGAAUCAAUACAAGCAAACAUAAUAUUUUUUCUCCAAGAGCACAAUAAUUGUCAAGUAAUUAUCCAAUAUUAUAUAACGUAUACUAUAUGUAAACCACUAUUAAAGAGUUAUAGAAAGUA